UCGCCUCAUUCUGACCAAACACUCACACCUUCGCCACCGACAGACACGUCUUCCAGUGACACGACUGUCCAAACGCAGUCCAGAAGACAAAUGAGACAAUUGAGACGUCAACAGCAACAGCAGCACACCAUUCAGAACAGGAACACCACUCCAACCAACAUCAAUGUUCAUGUGAGAGCUGGUGUUUUGGAUGAGUUGAAAGUGUUGUCUGAGAUGCAGAGCCGUGAAGUAUAUGCGGGCAAGAAGUUGAUGACCAAAGCAAAUAUGGAGCGCCAGAACAAAGUGCUGGUUCAGCGCAAUCACCCGCAGACUCGCCGAUCAAAGAUGUCGGUGCGACCUAACGGUAUAUACAAUAAUAGGAAAAACUGUUGACUUUAAGCCAAUUCAUAACUCAAUACAACACUACAUGAGUUUGUAUUUCCAUUCAAACACACAUUUAUUUGAUUUUUCGUUUAAUCUCUGAU
Messenger RNA from Oppiella nova, 464 nucleotides. Lineage: Eukaryota; Metazoa; Arthropoda; Arachnida; Sarcoptiformes; Oppiidae. The record is from the annotation of a GenBank genome assembly.